ACGAGAUUCUAGUCUUUUGCUGCGAACGUUGUAAACGUUGGUGAAUCGGUAGUCGGGGUAUAUUAGUAUCGCAAAGCGCAUAUAUUCGACUUCGUAAUAUAAAUACCACCUGUCCAUAAACUGCUGACGCGAUGUUAAGUUUUCGUGGUAGUUGCUAAUCGUUUCGAGUUUAAUUUUCUUUUUUCUCUCGUGAAAACUGCGGAAACAUGUCGAACGGGAAGCUAAACAAUCACGCUGACAAAGUGCGAUUGUGUUACAUCAAAAAAGUGGACAAUUUCGACGGUUACGGAUUUAACUUGCACGCCGAAAAGGGUAAGCCCGGCCAAUACAUAGGAAAGGUAGACGAAGGUUCGCCGGCCGAAGCAGCUGGGUUAAGACAAGGCGAUAGAAUCCUGGAAGUUAAUGGCGAAAGCAUCGCGAAUAAAACGCAUAAACAGGUGGUGGAGUUGAUAAAGCAACAUUCGGACGAAACGAAAUUGUUGGUAGCGGACGCCGAAGAUGAUGGUAUUAUUCAUACCGAACCGACCAAACAAGAAACGAACGAAGAAAAUCAAAACAACCACACGACGAAGAGAGAGAAGGAAGAAAAUGGGACGCUGAAUCUUAGCAUGACCGCUGCGGAGUUGAGGGCCAAAUUGGCGGCGAAGAAAAAAUUCGACCCCAAAAAAGAAGCAAUGGAUUUCAAGCAGAAGUUUGAUAUCGUGCAAAAACUCUAAUAACAUACAUAUACAUUAACGUGUAUGAAUUCAAUCGCGUUAUUUUCUGUGAAACGGUUGCUAUUGUGAUUUUUGUGACAUUACGAGGAAGGAUUUGUGUCGUCGGGGUACUAAUAGACCGUAAAAUUCUCUUAGCGAAAAUGUACUUAAAUUUUGUGGCGUUUUAUAAAUAUAGCCAGUCAAUAUAUUGCGAAUUAUAAGAAAAAAUUAACGGCUAAUUACAAACCAAAUUAAUGGUCGGCAAAAAGUUGUUAGUUGUAAUCAGUAUUAAUUGAGGAAAUCCAAGAAAUCUAUAAAAACUAUCGUUUAUUUUAAUUUUCUAGAACACACGCUGGGGUCAUUUAAAAAUAGAAAUCGCCCGCAGCUGAUCCGUAUUGAAAAAAAAAAACGGGCAUCUUUUUGCUCUCGUAUACGUAUAGAAAUAAAUAAAGUCACUAUAUUACAGUAUACAACUUUAUAUUAGCAUCAGAAUCGCAUAUUUAUUUGUUAUGAAUUAAUGUUCGUACAUAUAGCUUUGCGACAAGCGUUCCAUAUUGUUUUAAGUAGAAUAUCGAUUAUAUUUUUGUAAAAAAAUCUCUGUUGUAUAAUUAUAAGCAUGAACAAAUAAUAAAACGUAUUAUUAUAAAGAUGGCGAUGGAUAUUUCGUUUCCGAACUGCUUUUAAUUUAAAUACAGCUUCUAGCACCCAUUAUUUCUAUUUUAUUCGACGCCAAUGCC
Cylas formicarius (sweet potato weevil) is the source of this 1432-nucleotide messenger RNA. Its product is annotated as Na(+)/H(+) exchange regulatory cofactor NHE-RF1. The transcript has a single exon. Gene Ontology annotation, molecular function: protein binding; protein-membrane adaptor activity. The coding region runs from base 207 to 716 and encodes 169 amino acids. The record is from RefSeq and is a predicted model, not a curated record. Lineage: Eukaryota; Metazoa; Arthropoda; Insecta; Coleoptera; Brentidae. Gene Ontology annotation, biological process: protein localization to plasma membrane. Gene Ontology annotation, cellular component: apical plasma membrane.